Brachypodium distachyon (stiff brome) is the source of this 2229-nucleotide messenger RNA. Its product is annotated as U-box domain-containing protein 35. Gene Ontology annotation, biological process: protein phosphorylation. The transcript has 8 exons. The record is from RefSeq and is a predicted model, not a curated record. Gene Ontology annotation, molecular function: protein kinase activity; ATP binding. Bases 1 to 2229 code for a protein of 742 amino acids. Lineage: Eukaryota; Viridiplantae; Streptophyta; Magnoliopsida; Poales; Poaceae.
AUGUACCUCUCGGCCUUCUCAACAUCGUCGCACAGCGGGGAGCCUGAGGCCGGGAAGGACAGCUCGACCAUCGUGGCCGUCGACCGGGACAAGAACAGCCAGCAAGCGGCGAAAUGGGCGGUGGAUCGGCUCCUGGCAAGGGGCAGCACCCUCCAGUUGGUCCAUGUCAGGACCAAUCAAAGUAGUCAGAACGCUGAAGCAGGCCGUGGAGUUGAUGCGGAUGCAGAAAUGUCGCAAUUGUUUAUCUCAUACAGAGGCUACUGUGCUCGUAAAGGGAUGCAUCUGAAUGAGGUGAUCUUGGACAACAAUGAUAUCUCCAAAGCAAUUGUUGACUAUGCCACUAGUCAUACCAUCACAGAUAUAGUUGUCGGGGCAUCAACUAGAAACACAUUCAUCAGAAGAUUUAGAAAUCCUGACGUGCCAACAUGCUUGAUGAAGAUGGCGCCUGAUUAUUGCACAGUACAUGUAAUACACAAAGGGAAGGCCAUCCAAGUGAAGGCAGCCAAAGGUCCGGCACCCUUUACUACUCUCCCUCCGAAGCAAAACUCGCAACCAAACAUAGAAUCUGACCCAUUUGCAAGAUCGUCAAGAGAUUGGAGGAAGUUUUCUCAGCCAUCGUCACCAAAGUCCAAUAGAUCAUCAGUGGACCGAAAUAGACCAUCGGUGGAGCGAAAUAGACCAUCGGUCGAACGACUAUCAGCCUAUUCAAAGGCCCCAACGAAAGAUAGGCAUCUCCUCUCGGGAAGGCAAGCACCCCAGAGAGACUUCGAUGACUACAUCGACUUCAUCGCACCACCAAGGCCCUCCGUGACUCGCAGCUCCUUUUCAGAUGACAUUGAUUUUCCCAUGAGCAUGGAGUUAAAUUCCAUGGACUAUGGUGAAUCUCUGGAACUAUCAUCAUAUGUAUCCAUUGAAAGCCUAAGUUCAGCCGGGAAGGACGUAGAAGCUGAGAUGAGACGACUGAGACUAGAGCUCAAACAGACAAUGGAAAUGUACAACUCCGCAUGUAAAGAAGCAGUUGACGCUAAACAGAAGGCGGCUCAGCUGUCGCAAAUGAAGGUAGAAGAGUCCAAAAAGUACGAAGAACUAAGGAAUUCAGAAGAAGAAGCUCUUGCACUUGUUGAAAUGGAGAAGGCAAAGUGCAGAGCCGCGCUGGAGGCAGCAGAAGCUGCACAAAAAAUUGCAGAGCUCGAGGCGCAGAAGAGAUUGAGAGCAGAAUGGAAGGCAAAGCGUGAAACGGACGAGAGAAGGAGAGCAACAGACACGGAUCUCCGGUACAGGAGGUACUCCAUUGAUGAUAUAGAAGCUGCCACUCAUAAGUUUGACAGGGCACUGAAGAUAGGCGAAGGUGGAUAUGGACCAGUGUAUAAAGCCGUUCUGGAUCAUACCAAUGUUGCUAUUAAGAUCCUAAGACCAGACGCAUCACAGGGGAGGCAACAAUUUCAGCAAGAGAUCGAAAUACUAAGCAGCAUGCGGCAUCCAAACAUGGUCCUGUUGCUCGGAGCUUGCCCAGAGUAUGGCUGCCUAGUGUACGAGUACAUGGACUACGGAAGCCUAGAGGACCGGCUAUGCCGACGAGGCAACACCAAACCAAUCCCAUGGAACAUCCGGUUCAGGAUCGCUGCCGACAUCGCUACUGGCCUUCUCUUCCUUCACCAGGCGAAGCCCGAACCACUUGUCCACAGAGACCUCAAGCCUGGCAACAUCCUCCUCGACCACAAUUUCGUCAGCAAGAUCAGUGAUGUCGGCCUUGCGAGGCUGGUGCCACAGUCCAUAGCUGAAGUCACACAAUACAGGAUGACAUCCACAGCCGGCACAUUCUGCUAUAUUGACCCUGAGUACCAGCAGACAGGCAUGCUCACCACAAAGUCUGACAUAUACUCUUUCGGUAUCCUACUGCUCCAGAUCAUCACGGCCAGGUCCCCCAUGGGCCUCACGCACCAAGUCGAGGAUGCCAUAGAGAGAGGAGCCUUCCAAGAGGUACUUGACCAGACGGUAACGGACUGGCCAGUGGAAGAGGCUCUGGCAUUCGCGCAGUUGGCUUUGAAAUGUGCUGAGCUACGAAAGAAGGACAGGCCAGAUCUCGGGAAAGAAAUAAUGCCUGAGUUGAAUAGGCUGCGGAAUCUUGGGCAAGAGUAUGAAGCUUCCCAUGUCAGCAGCACGAGCACAACCUACUCGAGCUGCGCACCAUACAGUUUCAACAAUGAUGAUGAUGUAUCGAUACCAUAA